UCUCACUGACAUUAUGAUAGAAGAUACAGCGGGAGAAGAAGAGACGUAUGUGACUGAUAUAAAGGCAGAAGAUAUAGAGGGAGAAAAAGAGACGUAUGUGACUGAUAUAAAGGCAGAAGAUAUAGAGGGAGAAGAAGAGACGUAUGUGACUGAUAUAAAGGCAGACGAUACAGAGGGAGAAGAAGACAAGUAUGUGACUGAUAUAAAGGCAGAAGAUUCAGAGGGAGAAGAAGACACGUAUGUGACUGAUAUAAAGGCAGAAGAUAUAGAGGGAGAAGAGACGUAUGUGACUGAUAUAAAGGCAGAAGAUAUAGAGGGAGAAGAAGAGACGUAUGUGACUGAUAUAAAGGCAGAAGAUAUAGAGGGAGAAGAAGAGACGUAUGUGAGGGGUGAUCAGCAGUGUAAGGAGGAGGAGAUCCCUACAGAUAUCGGCAAAGAUGGACAGACAAGCAGGAAUAUCUCAGAAGGACAUCUAAUGUUAUCCCCGGAUUGUGACAUAAAUGAUAAUGACAGUAGACAGGAUUCUCCAGGAGAUAACCCCAUUACCCCAAUUAUACAUCCAGCUCUAUCAGCUGAUCCCUCUUAUCCUGGGAAAUGUUCUCCUGAUCACUCUGAUAUUGGUGCAUCUGUUACAGCUCUGACAGUAGAUAUGGAGUUUCCCUGUUCUAUAGAUGCCAAAUGUUUUAUACAGAACACAAAGCUUAUUAUCCAUCAGCCAGCUAAGGCAGGUGAGAAGCCAUUUCCAUGUUCUGAGUGUGAGAAAUGUUUUACACAGAAAUCAGAUCUUGUUAAACAUCAGAGAAGUCACACCGGUGAGAGGCCAUUUUCUUGCUCUGAGUGUGGGAAAUGUUUUAUCCAGAAAUCACAUCUUGUUACACAUCAGCGAAGUCACACGGGUGAGAGGCCAUUUCCAUGUUCUGAGUGUGAGAAAUGUUUUACACAGAAAUCAGAUCUUGUUAAACAUCAGAGAAGUCACACCGGUGAGAGGCCAUUUUCUUGCUCUGAGUGUGGGAAAUGUUUUAUCCAGAAAUCACAUCUUGUUACACAUCAGCGAAGUCACACGGGUGAGAGGCCAUUUCCAUGUUCUGAGUGUGGGAAAUGUUUUGCACGGAAAUCACAUCUUGUUGCACGUCAGCAAAGUCACAAAGAUGAGAAGCCAUUUCCAUGUUCUGAGUGUGGGAAAUGUUUUACACGGAUAUCACAUCUUGUUACACAUCAGAGAAGUCACACAGGUGAGAAACCAUUUUCUUGCUCCGAGUGCGGGAAAUGUUUUACACAGAAAUCACAUCUUGUUAAGCAUCAGCGAAGUCACACAGGUGAGAAUACAUUUCCAUGUUCUGAGUGUGGGAAAUGUUUUACACAUAAAUCACAUCUUGUUACACAUCAGAGAAGUCACACAGGUGAGAAACCAUUUUCUUGCUCCGAGUGCGGGAAAUGUUUUACACAGAAAUCACAUCUUGUUAAUCAUCAGCGAAGUCACACAGGUGAGAAUACAUUUCCAUGUUCUGAGUGUGGGAAAUGUUUUACACAGAAAUCAGAUCUUAUUAAACAUCAGAAAACUCACACAGGUGAGAAGCCAUUUCCAUGUUCUGAGUGUGGGAAAUGUUUUGCACGCAAAGCAGAUCUUGUUAAACAUCAGAGAACUCACACAGGUGAGAAGCCAUUUUCUUGCUCUGAAUGCGGGAAAUGUUUUACACAGAAAUCAAAUCUUGUUAAACAUCAGCGAAGUCACACAGGUGAGAAUCCAUUUCCAUGUUCUGAGUGUGGAAAAUGUUUUGCAUACAAAUCAGAUCUUGUUAAACAUCAGAGAAGUCACACAGGUGAGAAGCCAUUUUCUUGCUCUGAGUGUGGGAAAUGUUUUACCUGGAAAUCACAACUUUAUACACAUCUUCGAAGUCACACAGGUGAGAAGCCAUUUCCAUACUCUGAGAAGUAAAUCAGCUCUUGUAGACAUCAGUCAGGUGAGAAACCAUUUUAAUCUUCUGGGGUAUACUUAUUGCCAUAUGAUGUUCUUCAAGAUUCUUAUCCUAUCUCCUAUGCUUUUUGCAAUAUACAUGCUACCGCAUGGUGAAAUAAUCAGACGUCAUGUACUCAUCUACCACUGCUAUGAAGAUGAUCUGUCUUUUGCUCAGGGUACUGAGAACCCAGUACCAAUCCUAAAUGGUUGUCUAGUUGAGCUCCAGGUGUGGGUGAUGCCAGUUGGCUGUGACUCAGUCCUGGUGAAACAGGUCUAUCAUAAGAUAGAAGCUCACCAACAAAGGGCAGGGCUACAGUUCAGCUUUGCAAACCAACCAGACUUACGCUUGGAGGUUCAGAGUUACAAAAUGCGGAUCAUGUGUGGAAUCUUGGUGUCCUGGAUUGUGGAGUGAAACUUAGACAUCACGUAUCAGCCACAAUCAGAUCCUCAUCUGAGGAACAGAGCCAGACUCCAGCACUUAUUUCCCUCAGAAGAUCUACCUACAGUCAUACAUACACUUGUAUCAUCACACAUAGACUACUGCAAUGUCCUCUACCUGGAUCUCCUAGCAAUAGAAUUGCACCGCUUGUAGCUUGUACAGAUUGCAGCAGCCAGUCUGUUACCUAACCAGCCCGUUCCUGCCACAUAACACCCAUUCUCUACUCCCUUCACCGGCUGCCUGUAAGAUGGUGACUCUAUUACAUAAUCUUACUGACUCCCAAUCCUACAUGAUCAGGAUCCAUGGUAACAGAAGCAGCUUCUGCCUCAUUACUGCCCUGCUUUCUUACUUCCAUCUGCAGAUGAAGGACUCUUACCAGCAGUACCAAGAAUCUCCAAGCAGUGCUGAGAUGUCAGAGGGGGAGACAGAGUGGUGGCACUAGUGCUGUAGUGGGGCCUGCCGAAGGCACUGUCAGUGGGUAAUAUUGUCCUCAAGCAGUGCUGAGGUGUCGGGGGGAGACACAG
Messenger RNA from Pseudophryne corroboree (corroboree frog), 2920 nucleotides. RefSeq names its product gastrula zinc finger protein XlCGF26.1-like. Gene Ontology annotation, molecular function: RNA polymerase II cis-regulatory region sequence-specific DNA binding; DNA-binding transcription factor activity. The record is from RefSeq and is a predicted model, not a curated record. Bases 14 to 1936 code for a protein of 640 amino acids. Lineage: Eukaryota; Metazoa; Chordata; Amphibia; Anura; Myobatrachidae. Gene Ontology annotation, biological process: regulation of transcription by RNA polymerase II. The transcript has 2 exons.